This is a messenger RNA of Mugil cephalus (flathead mullet), 930 nucleotides long. Its product is annotated as sialidase-like. Lineage: Eukaryota; Metazoa; Chordata; Actinopteri; Mugiliformes; Mugilidae. The transcript has a single exon. The annotation marks the transcript as partial. The record is from RefSeq and is a predicted model, not a curated record.
UCCUCCUCACCCUCCUCACCCUCUACACCCUCUACAUCCUCUACAUCCUCUACACCCUCCUCACCCUCUACACCCUCUACAUCCUCUACACCCUCCUCACCCUCUACAUCCUCUACAUCCUCUACACCCUCCUCACCCUCUACAUCCUCCUCACCCUCUACACCCUCUACAUCCUCUACACCCUCCUCACCCUCUACACCCUCUACAUCCUCUACACCCUCCUCACCCUCUACAUCCUCUACAUCCUCUACACCCUCCUCACCCUCUACAUCCUCCUCACCCUCUACACCCUCUACAUCCUCUACACCCUCCUCACCCUCUACACCCUCUACAUCCUCUACACCCUCCUCACCCUCUACAUCCUCUACAUCCUCCUCACCCUCCUCACCCUCUACACCCUCUACAUCCUCUACAUCCUCUACACCCUCCUCACCCUCUACAUCCUCCUCACCCUCCUCACCCUCUACACCCUCUACACCCUCUACACCCUCUACAUCCUCUACACCCUCCUCACCCUCCUCACCCUCUACACCCUCUACAUCCUCUACAUCCUUCUCACCCUCUACAUCCUCCUCACCCUCUACACCCUCUACAUCCUCUACAUCCUCUACACCCUCCUCACCCUCCUCACCCUCUACACCCUCUACAUCCUCUACACCCUCUACAUCCUCUACAUCCUUCUCACCCUCUACAUCCUCCUCACCCUCUACAUCCUCUACAUCCUCCUCACCCUCUACACCCUCUACAUCCUCUACAUCCUCUACACCCUCCUCACCCUCUACACCCUCUACAUCCUCUACAUCCUCCUCACCCUCUACACCCUCUACAUCCUCUACACCCUCCUCACCCUCUACAUCCUCUACAUCCUCCUCACCCUCUACAUCCUCCUCACCCUCUACACCCUCUACAUCCUCUACAUCCUUCUCACCC